Messenger RNA from Esox lucius (northern pike), 2837 nucleotides. It is a transcript of the gene rab3db, whose product is annotated as RAB3D, member RAS oncogene family, b. NCBI's taxonomy places the organism in Eukaryota, Metazoa, Chordata, Actinopteri, Esociformes, Esocidae. The record is from RefSeq and is a predicted model, not a curated record. Gene Ontology annotation, molecular function: GTP binding; GTPase activity. Gene Ontology annotation, cellular component: plasma membrane; synaptic vesicle; endosome. Gene Ontology annotation, biological process: protein secretion; protein localization to plasma membrane; regulation of exocytosis. The transcript is spliced from 5 exons. The coding region runs from base 204 to 875 and encodes 223 amino acids.
AUGUGUUCCUUUGUACACAAACGAGAUCCGGGAGCUGCCUGCGUGCCUGUACCAUUCCGCAAGCGCUCAGGAAAACAGUGCAGCGGAAAAGGAAUUCAGCUUGGUGAAAACUACUUUCGGGAACUUCGCUUUUUACUUGAAAGGACAUAAUAUUGAAGGCAAGAGAAGGGAACCGGCAAAGCAAUUCCGUCUUCAAAGAGAAGAUGGCAUUGGUAAAUGACUCCCGCCUCCAGCAGCAGCCCACUCAGAAGGAUGCGGCUGACCAAAACUUUGACUACAUGUUCAAGCUGCUGAUCAUUGGCAACAGCAGUGUGGGAAAGACCAGCUUCCUUUUCCGCUAUGCUGAUGACUCCUUCACCCCAGCCUUCGUGUCAACUGUGGGCAUAGAUUUUAAGGUCAAGACUGUGUUUCGCAAUGAUAAGAGGAUAAAGCUACAGAUAUGGGACACAGCCGGACAGGAGCGAUACCGGACCAUCACCACCGCCUACUACAGAGGAGCCAUGGGAUUCCUGCUCAUGUAUGACAUCACCAACCAGGACUCUUUCAACGCAGUUCAGGACUGGGCAACCCAGAUUAAGACAUACUCCUGGGACAACGCACAGGUGAUCCUGGUGGGAAACAAGUGUGACCUAGAGGAUGACCGGCUAGUCCCCACAGAGGACAGCCAGAGACUGGCCGAAGACCUGGGGUUCCAGUUCUUUGAAGCCAGCGCCAAGGAUAACAUCAACGUGAAGCAGGUGUUUGAGCGGCUGGUAGACGUCAUCUGUGAGAAGAUGAACGAGAGCAUGGAUGGAGAUGCCAACCUGAUGUCCAACCAUAGGGGCAUUGCUUUACAGGACGCCCCUCCAGAGAACCAUGGGGGCUGUGGCUGCUAAACCCCACUAAACUCCCCCUAACAGCCACACACCAAACCCUCUCACUGUGGGUGGAAAACACCCCACCUGUCACCCCACACUCCCCUUUAUAACCACACACCAAACCCUCUCACUGUGGUUGGGAAACACCUGACCUGUCACCCCACACUCCCCUUUAUAACCACACACCAAACCCUCUCACUGUGGGUGGGAAACACAUGACCUGUCACCUCACACUCCCCUCUAUAACCACACACACCAAACCCUCUCACUGUGGGUGUAAAACACCCCACCUGUCACCCCACAGUCCAGCCUUUCACUCCUAACAUAGCCACUAUAGUGUAAACUAUGGAGCAGGCAGCAGAGAUUACCAUGGAGUUCUCUCACAUCUGUCCAUCCAGUACUGUCCCACUAUACACCCCCUGCCCCCACUGAGUCCCCCAGUCAACUGCCUCUAUCGCAGGGAGAAUCCACCGAAACAGCUUUUAUUUAAUGGCUUUAAUUUUAGAAAAAUAAAUCUGGUUCCCUUUGCUGAAAUCAAAACUCUGUAAUUUCCGCCCUUGGUUUUGAAAGUUGUCUACGUAUCGAAACAUGUUUACAUUUUCUGUGUACUUUAUCAUCCAUUUGUGAACUGGGUCACAUUCUGUAUGAGUUACGCUCUUCAAAAAACUACUUAUUUUUUGGUUGUUUCAAUUCCUAUUAUAUUUUUUUUAUCCAAUGGAUGCUUAAGAUUCUGGUGUGCAUCUUUUGACAAAAGCCAUGUAAGUGUUUGAGAGCUCAAAUUAAACAAAAAAACAUAAACUCCACAACAAACAUCUUAGAGACCAUUUAAAAAAUGCUUAGGGUGAUGAAUUUGAACUCGCCAAUCAGCUGUCAGACUACAUCCACACAAUUCUGUCACCAAAAAUCUGCUUUUUAACAUACUUAAUAAAAAAUAAAUGGAAGGAAAAAUACUCUGAGCAGUUACAUUAUAACCUCAGUAAAGUUUGCCAGUGGCUACCACAAUGACGUGUGCUGUCCGGGGUUGUGAAGGAGGACCAAAGAUUUCUAAAGACAUCUUAAACAGCACCAAGACAGACACCGGUCAAAAUAAAGGAAACACCAACAUAUUGUGUUAAUAGAUCUUGGCCAGCACAAGCUGACUGAACAGAUUCAGCAUGCAAUAGCACAUAUUCUACAAGUGUCUGAACUAUUUUGGCUGGUUGUGGAACCAUUCUUCCAUGACAUAUAAUAUAGAAUUUUUUGUGGAUGGUGGCGAAUAAUUCUGUCUCAGAUGACACCAUGUCAUAUCAUGACACAUUAGCAAGUAUUUAUCACUUUAGUUCCAGCAAAAAGAGUCAGUUGGGCCUGCCCAAUAUCUAUAUACAUGACCCUGAGCAUAAUGGGAUGUUCAUUGCACACCUGUGUGGAAGCACCUGGUUUCAGUGACCUGUGUGUUCCUCACUUAAAUAUUUCCAUUAUUUGGGCAGCUAACUGUAUGUUUCUUACUACUGUUUAUGUACUAAUUUGGAAACCUUCCAGAUGGAGCUGUUUCUAAUGAAUCAAUGAGAUUAUCCAAUCACAGCCAUUCUGUUGCUUUGGCCUUUUUCUACCUUAUGUACAUGAUCAUUUGUACCAUUUCUUUAAUCCCCUUCUCUGUUUUGCUUGCCAUUUAACCAUGUCUUAAAAAUAAUAGUACACUACUAGUUAUUUAACCACUGCCAUACUGCUUACAGGAAAUGGAAGAAAGGGGGAAAAGUUAAAGUAUGAUAUAUCCUGUUUCUAACAAUGUUAGAGCAAUAUUGGGUUUAUCUGUGCUCUGCAAGGAAGUCGUAUAACACAAGUAACACUGACGCAGGUCAUCUGACCGACAUGUCCUAUCUAAUCCCCCCGAGCCACACGUCCUUUGUGUUCUACUGCCCUAACCUGACCGCACAAGGCUUUUCAACCCCAUGUCCUGUAACCUGAAUUGUUGUGAAAUAAAAUGUGUCAGUAUAAACUGCC